UCUGUGAAACUCAAGUCAGUAUAGUGCAACAGACGGUUUUAGCUGUUUCCGGGCGCUUCAGCUCUGCCGCAAUGUAACACACGUGACUCGUUCUUAGAUGUAUUUCAAGAUUAACAUUUAAAAUCGUUGAAUCAUGGGAACGAGAUUUUAGUGAAUUGUGAUCGUGAAUUAUGAGGCAAUGGAGGCGAUACAUUGCGUUACGUGUUGCUGGCGCCUUCAUCCUUUUGGUGUGUCUACUGUAUACCUCCCGUCCCCCAGAGGGAAAAAGACCCCCGCCACCUUCACCCAGUCAAGGUGAUGUACAGGUGGAUAAAGAUGAGCAGGUUAAUGACCCUCUUUCCUUCUGCCGUACGCCGAGCGGUCCUCAGACUCCUCACCAACACUUCCUCAAACUCGUGGAUAUCUUUAGCCUGAAGGAGGCGCAGCAGGAGGGUGUUAAUAACAUCCUGCUAGUGGAGAGCUCCUGUGCAGUCAACCCUAACCUCCGCGUCUGGUGUGCACUGGAGAGUCUGGCGCGGCAGAACCCGCAAGCGGUAGUGUGGUACGUCAUGACGUCACAGGUGGUGGACUUGCGGCAGGUUGUGGCUGGUCGCCUGCUGGAGCACUACCACAACCUGAGGGUGGUGACGGUGGACCUGCGUCAGGUGUUCUACAACACACCACUGAUGGACCUGUACACCUCCACCGCCUGGAACCACAACACCAGUUGGCCCGAGAUAAACCUGGCAGACCUCAUGAGGCUCGGGUUAGUGUGGCACUUGGGUGGGUUCUACGUGGAUACAGACGUGGUGUGCAUCAGGUCACUGGCCUCCCUGACCAACGUGAUAGGCUGGCAGGAGAGGUCCACCCUGGGCUCCGGCGUCUUCCACUUCGACAGUCACCACCCUGUCCUUCGUCGGGUGAUGGAGUAUGCUGCAGAGACCUUUAAGACGAACAGGUGGGGCGCCAGUGGACCUGUAGCCUUGACGCAUGUGAUGAAGGCAGUGUGUGAGAAGGAAGUGUUAGUGACGGGAGCUGCCACUCGGUGUCACGGCGUCACUCUCCUCCCCAUCAGAGCCUUCUACCCCGUCCCCGCCCCUGUGUGGAAGACGCUCUUCACCCGCCAGACCCCCAGAGACCUCACCAUGAGGUACCCACACUCGUACAUGAUCCACAUAUGGAACCAGAUGAGUCGCAGUCAGCCUUUCUUCAGGGGAUCCAGUAGCAUCUACGACCAGGCGGCCAAGACUUUCUGCCCCAUCACCCACGCCCACCUACCCACCCACAACUAACCCACCUACCCACCCACCACUAACCCACCUACCCACCCACCACUAACCCACCUACCAGCCACUGCUGAUUGAGGACCGUGACGACCAUCUUCUUCACCCCGCUACCAGCCACAACCAAGUCCUGUCUUCAUAUAACCAACUUCUGAUUGUAUAGUUUAUUAUAUAAGUCAUUAUUGUAA
Molecule: messenger RNA, 1450 nt
Organism: Homarus americanus (American lobster)
Lineage: Eukaryota; Metazoa; Arthropoda; Malacostraca; Decapoda; Nephropidae
Product: lactosylceramide 4-alpha-galactosyltransferase-like
Exons: 8
Coding region: 171-1271 (366 amino acids)
Biological process (GO): glycosphingolipid biosynthetic process
Molecular function (GO): hexosyltransferase activity
Source: RefSeq, a predicted model, not a curated record